GCUCAGCGGCCAUGGCUCACGGGCCCAGCCGCUCUGCAGCAUGUGGCAUCUUCCCGGACUGGGGCACGAACCCCCGUCCCCUGCAUCGGCAGGCGGACUCCCAACCACUGCACCACCAGGGAAGCCCGGAAGCCAACCUUUCUUAAAAGCGCCUCGCCGGAUUGGCCAAUUGCUGCUCCUUUUCUCGACUUGUGGGAGUUUGCAUGGGGAGCGGGGAAAUGGCGUACACUUGCCAAUCAGAGCAAGCCGGGGCUGGCCGACGGCGGACGGCGACCAAUAGACUGGGCAGGCCAGAGCGCGCUCCCUUAGUAGGUGGAUGGUGGUUGAAGCGCCGGCUCCCGUCUUGUCGUCGCCAUUUUGUGCUGGUGAUCGCGGCCGGCUGGGAGUAGGCGGCAGUGGGUUUCCAGGAGAGGGUAGCGCGCCUCGCGCUUCUCCCCUCCCUCCCAUCUCCGCCCUUCCCCCCCUCCUCCGCCCUUCCGCCCCUAGCCUCGGACUUGGUAGCUGCGCGGACCGGCUCCGGCUGAGCUGCGAGAGUUGGAGGAGGUGGCGGCGGGCCGAGGUGAUGUCCGAGAGCCCUCCCUUGACAGCCCGGGCCGAGAAGGUGAGCGUCGACGCUGGUCGUGGGGGCGGAGAGUCCCUGCAGGAGGCAUCACCCAGGCUGGCAGAUCAUGGUGGCAGCAGUGGGGGUGGCUGGGAAGUGAAACGGAGCCAGCGGCUGAGGAGGGGCCCCAGCAGCCCCCGCAGGCCCUAUCAGGACAUGGAGUAUGAAAGACGAAAGGAUUGCCCUCUCUUCCCUCCCCAUCCUUCUUUCCCCAGAGGGGGUCGUGGAGACAGGACUGGCCGUUACGGAGCCGCCGAUCGUUCACAGGAUGAUGGUGGGGAGAACCGCAGCCGGGAUCACGACUACCGGGACAUGGACUACCGCUCAUAUCCCCGCGAGUAUGGCAGCCAGGAGGGCAAGCACGACUAUGAUGACUCGUCCGAAGAGCAGAGUGCAGAGGAUUCCUACGAGGCCUCCCCGGGCUCCGAGACUCAGCGUAGGCGGCGGCGGCGGCACAGGCACAGCCCCACCGGCCCACCAGGCUUCCCCCGAGACGGCGACUAUCGGGACCAGGACUAUCGGACCGAGCAAGGGGAGGAGGAGGAGGAGGAGGAGGAGGAGGAGGAGGAGGAGAAGGCCAGUAACAUCGUCAUGCUGAGGAUGCUGCCACAGGCAGCCACUGAGGAUGACAUCCGUGGCCAGCUGCAGUCCCACGGCGUCCAAGCACGGGAGGUCCGGCUGAUGCGGAACAAAUCCUCAGGUCAGAGCCGGGGCUUCGCCUUCGUCGAGUUUAGUCACUUGCAGGACGCUACACGAUGGAUGGAAGCCAAUCAGCACUCCCUCAACAUCCUGGGCCAGAAGGUGUCCAUGCACUACAGCGACCCCAAGCCCAAGAUCAAUGAGGACUGGCUGUGUAAUAAGUGUGGCGUCCAGAACUUCAAACGCCGUGAGAAGUGCUUCAAAUGUGGUGUGCCCAAGUCAGAGGCAGAGCAGAAGCUGCCCCUGGGCGCAAGGUUGGAUCAGCAGACACUACCGCUGGGUGGUCGGGAGCUAAGCCAGGGCCUGCUGCCCCUGCCACAGCCCUACCAGGCCCAGGGAGUGCUGGCCUCCCAGGCCCUGUCACAGGGCUCGGAGCCGAGCUCAGAGAACGCCAACGACACCAUCAUUUUGCGCAACCUGAACCCACACAGCACCAUGGAUUCCAUCCUGGGGGCCCUGGCACCCUACGCAGUGCUGUCCUCCUCCAACGUACGCGUCAUCAAGGACAAGCAGACCCAACUGAACCGUGGCUUUGCCUUCAUCCAGCUCUCCACCAUCGUGGAGGCAGCCCAGCUGCUGCAGAUCCUGCAGGCCCUGCACCCGCCGCUCACCAUCGACGGCAAGACCAUCAACGUUGAGUUUGCCAAGGGUUCUAAGAGGGACAUGGCCUCCAACGAAGGCAGUCGCAUCAAUGCUGCCUCUGUGGCCAGCACUGCCAUUGCCGCGGCCCAGUGGGCCAUCUCGCAGGCCUCCCAGGGUGGGGAGGGUGCCUGGGCCACCCCCGAGGAGCCACCGGUCGACUACAGCUACUACCAACAGGAGGAGGGCUAUGGCGGCAGCCAGGGCACAGAGUCCUCUCUCUAUGCCCAUGGCUACCUCAAGGGCACGAAGGGCCCCGGCAUCACUGGAACCAAAGGGGACCCAGCCGGAGCAGGUCCCGAGGCCUCCCUGGAGCCUGGGGCAGACUCUGUGUCCCUGCAGGCUUUCUCCCGCACCCAGCCUGGUGCCACCCCUGGUGUCUACCAGCAGUCAGCAGCUGAAGCAAGCGGCAGCCAGGGCACUGCUGCCAACAGCCAGUCAUACACCAUCAUGUCACCCGCUGUGCUCAAAUCUGAGCUCCAGAGCCCCACCCAUCCCAGCUCUUCCCUGCCACCAGCCACGAGUCCCUCUGCCCAGGAGUCCUACAGCCAGUACCCUGUUCCUGACGUCUCCACCUACCAGUACGACGAGACAUCUGGCUACUACUAUGACCCCCAGACUGGCCUCUACUACGACCCCAACUCUCAGUACUACUACAAUGCUCAGAGCCAGCAGUACCUGUACUGGGAUGGGGAAAGGCGGACCUAUGUUCCUGCCCUGGAGCAGUCAGCUGAUGGGCAUAAGGAAACGGGAGCGCCCUCGAAGGAGGGCAAAGAGAAGAAGGAAAAGCACAAGACCAAGACGGCCCAACAGAUUGCCAAGGACAUGGAACGCUGGGCCCGCAGCCUCAACAAGCAAAAAGAAAACUUCAAAAACAGCUUCCAGCCCAUCAGUUCCCUACGAGACGAUGAAAGGCGGGAGUCGGCCACCGCAGAUGCUGGCUACGCCAUCCUCGAGAAGAAGGGAGCACUAGCUGAGAGACAGCACACCAGCAUGGACCUCCCAAAACUGGCCAGUGAUGACCGCCCAAGCCCACCGAGGGGGCUGGUGGCAGCCUACAGCGGGGAGAGUGACAGUGAGGAGGAGCAAGAGCGCGGGGGGCCGGAGCGGGAGGAGAAGCUCACUGACUGGCAGAAGCUGGCCUGUCUGCUCUGCCGGCGCCAGUUCCCCAGCAAGGAGGCGCUCAUCCGCCACCAGCAGCUCUCCGGGCUCCACAAGCAAAACCUUGAGAUUCACCGGCGAGCCCACCUGUCAGAAAAUGAGCUGGAAGCACUUGAGAAGAACGACAUGGAGCAAAUGAAGUACCGGGACCGUGCAGCUGAACGCAGAGAGAAGUAUGGCAUCCCUGAGCCGCCGGAGCCCAAGAGGAGGAAAUAUAGCGGCAUGUCUGCGGCCUCUGUGGACUUUGAGCAGCCCACGCGGGAUGGGCUGGGCAGUGACAACAUUGGCAGUCGCAUGCUCCAGGCUAUGGGCUGGAAAGAGGGCAGUGGCCUGGGCCGCAAGAAACAGGGCAUUGUGACUCCCAUUGAGGCCCAGACACGGGUGCGGGGCUCCGGCUUGGGUGCCCGAGGCAGCUCCUAUGGGGUCACCUCAACCGAGUCAUACAAGGAGACGCUGCACAAGACAAUGGUGACCCGCUUCAACGAGGCCCAGUGAGCAGCUGCAAGACCUACUUAUACUUAUGUUGGGUGUCCAGCCUGGAGCAGGGGAGGAUGAAAUGUUGGGUGGUCAGAACAGGGGCCCUGCACCUGUUGACUGGCCUAACUCCACAGCCAGAGAGGCCCUGACCAAGUCAGACUUUUGAGUUGGUGACUUUUAUUGGAAAACUGGGCUGGGUUCAUGUCUUUCUUUUUGUAAUAAAAGCUGAAAAGUC
Molecule: messenger RNA, 3812 nt
Organism: Globicephala melas (long-finned pilot whale)
Lineage: Eukaryota; Metazoa; Chordata; Mammalia; Artiodactyla; Delphinidae
Gene: RBM10
Product: RNA binding motif protein 10
Biological process (GO): mRNA splicing, via spliceosome
Cellular component (GO): nucleus
Molecular function (GO): RNA binding
Source: RefSeq, a predicted model, not a curated record